CGUGAUGACGUAGGGCGGAAACUUGCAGGAGUGAUUCUUUCUAGAAUUCUGUAGCUGCAUCUGGCUAAUAGUCGCUGGGGAGGUCCAUCUGUGCUUGUUCUGAAAGAAAACAGCCGGUUUCGCGUUCAACAACAAACUCACGGUUCUUAUACGUUCCUCCGCAUCGGGAUUUCUGCUGCAGAAUUACAUUUUCUCCUUACGUUUGUUUAACCUUCCAACUUAUCCGACUUAUAGGAGGCUAACUCGGUUAGCUUUUGGUUCUAGCUCGCAGGAUGUCCAGGAUAGACUACAGCGUGUGGGAUCACAUUGAGGUCUCAGAUGAUGAAGAUGAUACCCACCCGAACAUCGACACACCGAGCCUCUUCAGAUGGAGACACCAGGCUCGUGUGGAGAGAAUGGAAGAUUUCCAGAAAAAAGGCGAAGAAUUCAAUAAAAGUCUAAUCGAUUGUCGGCGUAAGCUGGCAGAGACACAGAAGAAACUACAGCAGCUGAGCGUUGCCUCGUCGGAUGAUGCCAAAGCAGAGCUGAACAAAGUCCAGGCGGAGGAGAAGAAAUUAAAGAAAGAGGAACGAGAUAUGGCGAAGAAGUUGGAGGAACACCGAAGAGAAGAGAAGAAGAUGCCCUGGAAUGUGGACACGCUCAGCAGAGAUGGUUUCAGCAAGAGUGUUGUUAAUGUCAAACCUGAGGCUGCAGAUGAGACUGAAGAGGACAAGGAGCAAAAACAUAAAACCUUUGUGGAGAAGUACGAGAAGCAGAUCAAACAUUUCGGCAUGUUGCGACGUUGGGACGACAGCCAGAAGUACCUCUCUGACAAUCCUUAUCUUGUAUGUGAAGAAACUGCCAACUAUCUUGUCAUCAUGUGCAUUGAUCUUGAAGUGGAAGAGAAGCACGCAUUGAUGGAGCAAGUGGCUCAUCAGACUAUAGUCAUGCAGUUCAUACUUGAGUUGGCAAAAAGCCUGAAAGUGGACCCCCGUGGCUGCUUCCGCCAAUUUUUUGCCAAGAUUAAGACAGCUGACCAACCGUACCAGGACGCUUUCAACGAUGAGCUCGAGUCGUUCAAGGAGCGAGUUAGAGGAAGGGCGAAGAUCCGCAUAGAGAAGGCCAUGAAGGAAUUGGAAGAAGAAGAACGGCAGAAGCGCCUGGGUCCUGGUGGGCUUGAUCCCGUUGAGGUUUAUGAAACUCUGCCACCUGAAAUGCAGAAAUGCUUCGAUGAAAAAGACAUCCAAAUGUUACAAGAUGUCAUUAGCAAAAUGGACCCAACAGAGGCAAAACAUCACAUGAAGAGAUGCAUCGACUCCGGGCUCUGGGUCUCUAAUGCCAAGGGAGAAGAGGAUGGAAAAGAUGAGGAACCCACCUAUGAAGAGGUGAAACAGGAGCAGGAAGAAACAAAGGAUGACUGACCAGAUUGACCCAGCUGAUUUGGUGUUUGUUUUGCAUAUGUAUUUACCCACUGUAAUGCAGCUCCGUUAUGUGUACGAUUAGUUCGCAGAUGAAUGAAAUAAGUUCUUUGAAUAUGUUUUGCUGGGAUCUAAAAGUUGAGUGUUCACUUAGCAACACAACAUGGAGGCAUCAGUGACCCUGCUUGGACAUAAAACUGCUGAUUGUGCUAAAAGUGAUCACUGAAGCUGGGUCCUUUCAUUUAUUUGUAUACACUUUUGUAGGUAUCAACAAACAUGUCUGGUUUCUUUGUGCUGGUGUAUAGUCUUUAGAUUUUUGCGUUCUUUUGGGGUCAGUGUUUUAAAAUGCAAGAAUUUAUUUUGAGCUUAUACACCUAAUUUGACAUUUUCUAUUGACUUCUGGGAACUUGAACUAUGUUCACUCUGUGUAAAAGACAUUUCCUCCACAGAAAUGUAUUCAUUCAACAGAUAAAUUAAUGACCGUUUGCCACUUCUUUGCUUGAACCAACAUUUUAGACAGUGUUACCAUGUCACUGAUUUGACAUUUGCUUAUGUUUCUGCUUAAUGUUUCCAACAUCUAAAUGUUUGCUUCUUCUGCACGCUUUAGCCACCUUCUUCAAAAUAGUCAAGAUGGAGCAAGUGCUCACCAGUCCAAAGACUUAUCAUUGGCCUUCAUCAGAUCGUGUGGCAUUUUGAAUGGAUUCUCAACUUUCAUUCAUGCUUUUUGUUUUGACAAUUAGUCGACCCAGAAAUUUGCAUGUUGUAGCUCAUUUUUCAAAAUACAAUUAUGUUUAUGUUGGCUUUUACUCUAAAUGACUAAAUAAAGUUAAUCCUUGUUGAAAA
Messenger RNA from Girardinichthys multiradiatus, 2240 nucleotides. Its product is annotated as hsp90 co-chaperone Cdc37. The record is from RefSeq and is a predicted model, not a curated record. NCBI's taxonomy places the organism in Eukaryota, Metazoa, Chordata, Actinopteri, Cyprinodontiformes, Goodeidae. Bases 273 to 1400 code for a protein of 375 amino acids. Gene Ontology annotation, cellular component: cytoplasm. Gene Ontology annotation, molecular function: heat shock protein binding; protein kinase binding; protein-folding chaperone binding. The transcript has 8 exons. Gene Ontology annotation, biological process: protein folding; protein stabilization.